This is a messenger RNA of Striga asiatica, 858 nucleotides long. NCBI's taxonomy places the organism in Eukaryota, Viridiplantae, Streptophyta, Magnoliopsida, Lamiales, Orobanchaceae. The record is from the annotation of a GenBank genome assembly.
AUGGAGGUUGAAACUCCAGACUCAAUUUCAAGUUCUUCAUCCAAACAACGCAAAAAGCCACCAUCUCCUUCUAAAGCCUCAGGGCAACUUAAAACUUGGCGAAGAACAGGAAAUAAAGAAGGAAGGCUGCAAAGAGAAAUGCAAGCUACAACUCCUAUUGGGAAAUCAGUACUGGGAAAGAGAUCAAGAGCCACUCAAUUAGCUCUAACAUCAGUAGAAGAAGAAGCAGAACAUGAGCAAGCAGAUAACAGGAAAUUAAAAGCCAAUGAGCAUGCUAUCACAUUAGUAAGUUUAGCCAUAGACAUUCAGCAUUUUUCCCUCGAACACUUAGCAAACGCCCAAACUCCCUCCCUCAAGAGAGCAAAUCCAAGAGUUCUAGGACAAUCCCACACCCGAGUCACCUUCUUCAUUUCUUGCAUUUUCUUGUUCCUUGAGGAAGCGCUCAACGGGGCUCGACGGCUUCAGGCGCGGCUCGCCGAUGAUCGCGUGGUCUGCUCGGCGACGGAGAGAGCAAUCGCGAGGGACUGUGCGGCGUUCGGCUUACCGCUGAGGUGCUCCGAUGCGAAGGAGACGUUCGUCGGGCUGCUGUGCGUGUACAGGGAUCACCGGAGAAGCUUGCUGGUUGCGGUGGGAGGUCUCCGCGCGGAGGAGCGGCAGUGGUCGCUCGCCGGAGUUGCUGGCUCGGAGAGGAGAGGUCGUCGGGCCUUCUCACAGACAAUGACGACGUCUCAGUUUCAGCGGCAGAGGAGAGGGACUCGCAGGAGUAGAUCGCGAGGGCCUGACGGCGGAAAACUGCUCUUUCUCGGGUUGUGCAGCGGCGGCCGAAGGGAAGGAGGUGUGCGGCGAUCGGGAUGCUGA